UGACAGUGAGGAGGCAGUGCGGGUACAGUGAGGGUGACAGUGCGGGGGCGGUGAGGGGUACAGUGGCGGGUACAGUGAGGGGACAGUGAGUACAGUGAGGGGUACAGUGAGUGGUACAGUGAGUGGUACAGUGAGUGGUACAGUGAAGGGUACAGUGAGUGGUACAGUGAAGGGUACAGUGAGUGGUACAGUGAAGGGUACAGUGAGUGGUACAGUGAGAGGGCAGUGCGGGGUACGUUGACUACAGUGAGGGUACAGUGAGUACAGUUCCCGGUACAGUGCGCGGGACAGUGCGUUGUACAGUACGUUGUACAGUACGCGGUACAGUGCGCGUGAACCGGGGCUCCUCCCCCCCCCCCCGUCUCUUCCCUCUAGGUCGCCUCGGCCUCAAACGAGGACCUGGCGCGGGCAUCCGCGUCGACUGCCUCUACGGCUUGUGCCGUGGUUGAUGCGAUUUAGGACGGAUCUGUGAGCGGCUUCGUGGAAGAUCAACCCCCAAGGCGCGGAUUCUCCGGCUGUUGGCUCUUCGAGACGGGCCGUACCCCCAACCAUGAGCGCAGCAGCAGCAGCAGGAGCAGCAGCAGGAGCAGCAGCAGGAGCAGCAGCAGCAGCAGGAGUCUCCGACAGCGGCUCGGACCAGAGCGGAGCGGCGAGCCCGGGCGGUGGAGUGCAUCCCGCGUCCACGGACGACGCAACGCACGAAAGUCCAGGGAGCGCGAGCGAAGGGGACGUGACAGUCGGAGGAGGAGGAGGGGAGGAGGACGACGAGGAGGAGGAGGAGGUGGACGCCGCAAAGGACGAGGUGCCCAGGCUGCGACGGUGCUCGUACGAGGGCUGCGCCGAAACGACGGCUCGCUCCGCGCGGCAGGCCGGGCAGCUCACCGCCACCGGCAGCCACCACCACCACGCGGCGUGGAUGUGUAAGAAGCACAAGAACAAGGCGUACAAGGCCAAGUUCAAGACCAAGAAGAAUUUCUCGGCUGGCGGAGCGAGCGACGGAGGCGCCAAGGACAAGAAGGACCUGGCGACGGCUCAGCAGCGACGGGGCACCCCCAUCAAGGAGCCGCCCGUUGGACGCAAGGCCACGCUGCUCGAGUGCGUGCUCAACCAGAAACGGCAGGCUCUGCUGCGCAGUCCCGCGGUCAUGCAGACGUUGCGGGAGCACCAGCAGAAGUGCCUGCAGACCUUCGCCACCGACAUGGAUCCGCAGCCGUGACGGACGCUCACCGUCUGCAUCGUUCGCUGGCGGCGGUGGCAGGCACGUACGCAUGUUGUACGCAUGUUGUACGCGUGUUGUACGCAUGUUGUAUGUAGUGGGGAGCGGCAGCAUAGGCGGUUGGCAACCCCGCGCUCCGAGUCCCGCUCACGGCCACCAACGCCGUUGACGAUUAUCUGAACCGCUCCUGGGCCUCCCCUAGGUCGACUCGGCCUCAGAUGAGUACCCGGCGCAGUGUGUAGUAAACAUCGCCACUGGGGAGACAAAGGCGGUCGGGCGCGGUGCUGGCCUCCCACCCCCUCGUGUGCCGUGCCGGCCUUCAUAGGUGCUACUCGCUAAUAGCAUUUGCCCCAACAGUCUGUUAAGGGCAGAGGUCGCAAUCGGGUACCCGAUACCCGUACCCUACCCGAUACCCGGCUACCCGUACCCAGCCGGGUACAGGUACAGGUACCCGUUUGCGACCCUGGUGCGGCCGGGUACGGGUAGGCCGUGAGUCACUGGUGAGUCACCGUUUGUCACUCAUUUCCCAACGUCUUGUCUCUUCUCACAAUUCAAGUUGCUAGAAUCAACCCACCCGCGCCUGCAACAUGGCUUCAUCCCAGAGGUCGCAAUCGGGUACCCGUACCCUACCCGAUACCCGGCCAGGUACGGGUAGCUGGGUAUCGGGUACGGGUAUCGGGUACCCGUUUGCGACCCUGGUGCGGCCGGGUACGGGUAAGGAAUCAAAACCCGUUUGCGACCUCUGGUUAAGGGUGGUUUGUGUAUGGUAUGUAUGUUGAACUUCUUGCACACCGUACGUAGCUAACCGCGCUAAUCGGAGGUACGGGGGAAGGACAACGAACUAAACACAACAACAACAACGAGCAGUUCUAAAUAAAUGAGUUUCCGGUGGCUUCCUAAUAUCGGAAGGAAGAGCGUUCCAGACGGCCGCAGAAGCGCAUCUGAAAGCGCCGCGCGAUGCCGUGGCCACCGCCUUUGUUCGAUGGCUGAAACAGAAUCUGCGGUGACGACCAGAGUUCGCGUGGCGGUUUAUGUUCCUUGACGAGAUCGGCAAGGAAGCGUGGUUCAUUUGUGGCGAGCGCGGUGCACAUCGUGGCCAGCGUCGCCGCGUGUCGUGGCUCGUUUAGGGUCGGCCGUUGUUUUAAAGCAACUUCAGAAUGAGAAUCUUCACGUUCGCACUGGAGGAAUCCGAUGAGCUGUGAAGAUAUUUCUUUAUAGAUGUCCAGUGGUUUACGGAUGUCCACUGGAUGUCCACUCUAAUGGAGCUUCCCAUAGGGCCAGUUUGGCUUUACUCUUUCCCAUUCCGAUGACGCACACGCACGUCGCGAAAACGAAAGCGGAAAGAAAACUGCAGUAACUUCAUCGGAACCGAGGCUCCCACAAGGCCGUGCGGGAGGGCCGCGUGGCAGAGUGUUGGCGCCGGCGAUCGUAGAACGCCGGCGGUCGUGCCGCUACGGUUCUCUGCGGUGAGCGGCGAUGUCUUUAAAUAAACACAACGGCGCCGCUGCUACCACGCCUCUUUGAAUCAAAUGAACGCCGUGCCGCUUCCACCGUUCCGAGAUUCAGCGGCGAGCGGGAAGUCUCGGAAGGGGAAAGGGUCAAGCCUCUUGUGACUGUGGAGGUGUAGUAGUAGGUUUUUACCCUUUCAACUGGUACAAAACUGACACCUUUAUUACACAAGGCAUCAUGUUUGCAAUAACCGCAACACAAGCAGUCAAAAUGCAAACUAAAAGAAACAACUCUGAUAAUGGUAAUGAUAUGCACUGUCCUUGAAGUUGAUUGGUCCACACCCGAGACAGCUUUCCUUAGAGCCUAGUCUCCAAAAGGCGUCAUCUGGUCCAACACCAAUGGAGACUAGGCUCUAAGAAAAGCUGUCUCGGGUGUGGACCAAUCAACUUCAAGGACAGUGCAUAUCAUUAUCGGAGUUGUUUCUUUUUGUUUGCAUUUUGACUGCUUGUGUUGCGGUUAUUGCAAACAUGAUGCCUUGUAUAAAGGCGUCAGUUUUGUACCAGUUGAAAGGGUAAAAACCUAUUACUAUAUUUUGCCGCUGGUAAAGGAGAUGUCUCAAAGUCUAAAUGUGGAGGUGCUCCGCGCACCUCCAACUGGCACGGUGGGUUGCGUACGGUGCGAAAGAAGUUCAACGCGCACACACACACACUGUCUUCAUCUUCUUGGUUCUUUCGGUAAAGUCACGUAGAAGGGAAAUAAUAAAAUAAUAAAACAUAAUUUUAUAAUUCUCACGACGUUUCGGCCACAACACAAGCAGCCGUCCUCAGGUGAAGAACAGGUCUGUCGGAAAGACAGCGUCUGAAUGAGACGCUGUCUUUCCGACAGACCUGUUCUUCUAAGAAUAAAAACUCUUACUCAAGAAAAACUGAAAUGAAUAAUAAAAUAAAACCGAUGCCACGCAUAUAAAGGAUUUAUAGUGAAAAACUUUGUUUUUACGGGUAAAUUUUUAAAGACGUCGUUACACCGCAGAGAACUCCGGCGACGCGACCGCCGGCGCUGUACCGUGCCGCACGGCCUCGCUGGUGACGUACACGCUUGCAUCAUCGGAAUGGUCGAGGGUGAAUGGUCUUCUCAGGAGAAGAGGCGAGGGGGUUGAUGCCCCAGUCUGUCGACCAGACACUCAGAAAUGGUGCAUCAGUGAGAGUGACCUUCUUUUUAGGUGUAUGUCGUACAUGUUUUAAGCGGUUGUGAGAAAUUGCGCUUUGUCCAGGUUGAUUGAUGUUGAAACGAAACAAACAUCGUAAGUUGCGUCUCUUCUCUGUGAUGUACGCAUUCUGGGUUCCUGAAUAAAAAAGAUUUUUGUUGAACGU
Molecule: messenger RNA, 4035 nt
Organism: Lethenteron reissneri (Far Eastern brook lamprey)
Lineage: Eukaryota; Metazoa; Chordata; Hyperoartia; Petromyzontiformes; Petromyzontidae
Product: regulatory factor X-associated protein-like
Biological process (GO): regulation of transcription by RNA polymerase II
Cellular component (GO): nucleus
Source: RefSeq, a predicted model, not a curated record